GUCGGUGUUAACUACGGUACAUGUGUUAGGAUAAGACCCUCUAUCCUGGUGAUAUUUUUCCAGGCAGAAAUAAUUCACUUCCGGUCUCCAUUCAUUCAUCAUCACACAGUCACAAUACACGUCUACCAUCAGAAUGGCUGCGUGGUGUUGAAUGUGCGGAAGUCCUAUUUAUAUUUAAUCUUGCGACUCACAUCCACGUAUUUGAUGUUGUAGCAUUAGAUUUGUGUGCGUAGUCAACGAACCAUGGCGAAGCAGUACGAUAUUAUAAUUCGUUUACUGAUGGUUGGCGACUCAGGCGUCGGUAAAACUUGCAUGUUAUGUCGAUUUGCAGAUGACGAUAUCUCGUCCACUCACGUUUCAACAAUAGGAAUUGAUUUCAAAAUUAAAACACUUACAAUUGAUGGAAAAAAGAUACGUAUACAGAUAUGGGAUACAGCAGGACAAGAAAGAUAUGAAACAAUUACAAAACAAUAUUACAGAAGAGCGCAGGGAAUUGUUCUUGUGUAUGAUAUGAAAAAUGAAGAAUCUUUUAAAAAUAUUCAAAAAUGGAUGAAGUACAUUUCAGAUUUUGCACCAGAAGAUGUAGAACUUAUACUUGUUGCUAACAAGAGUGAUGCUUAUAACUCGGAAAGAAAGGUAUCCAAGGAGCAUGGAGAAAUGUUUGCAAAAGAACACAGAAUUCCAUUUUAUGAGACAAGUGCGUAUAUGGACAUGAAUAUUAAUGAGGCGUUUAUAAUGCUAGCGAGAAUAGUUAUGAAGAGACAUAAAAAAGAAAUUGACAAACAGAUGGAACACAUUCGGCUUUUCUGUCGAGAAGACAGCGAUGCCCACAUUAUAGAAAAACAAGGAAAGGACAAUAACGGCUGUUGUGUUUUAAUGUAAAGUGCAAUAGGUGAUUUUCCGUACAAUUGCGAGAUCUCACGAGAUGCAUGAAAAACGCGCGUUGAGCGCCUGCCGCAAAAAUCGAACUUCGACAGAGGAAUAUUGCUUCCGAAUACCCUUACUUAAUCGAAAUUGCCCAUCAUCAAAUGUGAACAGCACAUUAUUAAGCAUGGAAAUGUCCCCGAAAAUACUUUCGCGUUUGUCAAAUCUCACGCAAUGUUUGACGCCGCUAUGACCUUUGUUUGCCCUGUUUUUACGUUCGAUUUCACGCAUAACGCGUGAUUCUCGCAGUGAACAGAAAAUGGUCUAUUCAAUCCAGUUUAUUUAUUCUAACAUGCUUCCAUUGAUUACUUUGAAAACUGUUAUAUUUACAUGGCACAACCUGUGUUUACAACAGGUUUCGCAAGCUCUCCAAGCUAUCAGUAUUGUACUUAAAAAUCAAUCACACAAUAUCCAGUACAAUAUUGUCUUCUUGGAGUGUAAAUUUAUACGUAUAAGUGCUAUACCAAAAUUACUACACACAUUCCGCUCCAUAAUCUACUCAAUUCGACUGCUUUCGAAAAUAUUAUGGAACUUAACGUGCCUUUUAUUUCACAUGUUGCAAAGAUGUAUUGGGGAUUCAAAUCAAGUCAGCUGCCGAAUCAAUGAAAAUGUUGUCUUUGUUGAAAGCUCAAUGAGUCUGCCACAUUAUGAUAUAACUUUCCAACAUCUGCUUCCUAUAUUUCCUCAUAUGAAUUUUAUUUUCAGGUUUCACUCAGGUUUAUUUUUGCAUGGCAUAAUUAAUAUUUCUCACAGUACGGUACUUCAUUUUAGUGGUAUUACUUAAUGUGUGCUAGUUUAUAGUACUAAAUGUAAAAGUUAUUUAUUAGAGCGUAUGUGUGCUUAACAGAAGUAAGCUCAAUUUAUUUAUAUUUACAUGAUUUUUAUGGUUGUACUUGAUUUCGAGGUUUUAAAAAUGCUCAUUGUGAUGGAUUUGGUUCAAUACUUCAAUGAUUCCUCAAUGGAAGGUUGAGAAAUGACAAGCUGUGUGUAUUUACCAUUACCUGUUUUUUUUAUUACCAGGUCUAUUGUCAGUACAAAUACUAGGUUAUUAAACGCAUAUUUAUAUU
Molecule: messenger RNA, 1991 nt
Organism: Saccoglossus kowalevskii
Lineage: Eukaryota; Metazoa; Hemichordata; Enteropneusta; Harrimaniidae
Product: ras-related protein Rab-15-like
Molecular function (GO): GTP binding; GTPase activity
Source: RefSeq, a predicted model, not a curated record